CCACUAUGUCACGCAAGAUUUAUAUUGUUACUGUUUGAAACCUCGAUCGUGAAUUUCUUCACCUUUUUGGUAGAUUAUUGUCCAUUAUUGGUUUAUCCUAACGUUUAAAUCUUCCUUAAAGAUAAAACAUUCGUCCUUUGCAGCCAGGGAGGAGAAAACCUCCAUAAUAUAGUCGAACCUACCAUUAUCAAGAUGGCGACCAAGAAAUCGUGUUUGUGGUAUGUUUUUAUUUUGCAAGGGACUCUCUUUUUUGAUAGCUCUGCGUUCGCGAAUGGUAAGUGAUUAAUGUAGUUUCUAAUUCCUAUAAACUGAAGCUAUUUUUCUCAUCUGUACGCAUUUACACUGUUUCAAAUCACCAGAGAUUGGUGGUGAGCUCUAGGUACAGGUAGAUGCCCUGUAUUGUUUGAUUAACAAACAAUGGACUUACUCCGUUAACGAUUACACGGGCAAUAGUUUUAAAACUUGCCUCAGGCGUUAAUUUAUGUUUCUUUAUUUACGUUAAUUUCAAAUAUAAAUGCUUUAAGACGAAUACAGGAAAAAUAAAUGUUUAUUAAUCACGGGCAGCAAUAGUAAUAAAGAAAUACCUUUACGAUUUCCGGCACCAAAAACAAUUGACUGACUGGCGUAAUUUAAACUAAUUAUUUUAUUAAGACUCAUUUGUCAGGGAUGAUCUUGGGUAACCAUUGUCAGUUUUUCUUGUUAUAAAUGGGCGAACAGUGAAGUUACUAUGUCUAGACUACAUCUGGAUAAGUGAACUAAUAAGUAGAUAGUAUGUCUGGAUGAAUGGGCCAGUACAGUGUCAAUAUCACUAGUAAUCAUAAAAAAUUCUCAAAUCUGAUUGGCUAUCAACUGCCCUGAUUUCGGCCUUAAUUGGACAAUUUAAUAGGACAGUACGCGUCAUGCCUAAGUAUUGGACAGUACGUGCCAUCAAGCCUUUGGCCUUUUUUUCACUACUAGCAAAAAAAAAUUGGAUUUCUUCUGUUUUGAUUUCAAAAAAGGGCCUUAUAUAUCACAAAUUUUGUUAAAGUUAUGAUUAAUUGGUAACAGAACUUUGUGUCGUCCAAUUCAGUCUGUAAUCAUACUCUUGAUUAAACAAAUCGGACGACCGCAUAAUCACUCGUAUGAUUACAGACCGAAUUGGACUCCACUCAGUCCUGUUACCAUUACUAAUGAUAUUGACACUACAGCUGAGCCUACUCAGUUUGUUGUCGGUCUAUUGGAUCCGUGGUCUUUGUGUAGCUCUUUGAAAAAUACCGAUUUCAUAUUGGAGAUUUGCACACAUACUCUGUACAAUAGGUGAGAUAACAACAAGAAACGCAAGAGUCCAUCCACUACACGGAGGCUUUGAUCAAAACACCCUCAGUUUCAAGAAUUUUUUCAACUACCAGAAAAGACUUGAUUAGAUGUGGUAAUUUUCCCCAUUUCUCUUGCUUUUCUUUACAAACAAUUCAUUUUAAGAGCCGGAAAGCAAGCCUUAGGAUUUUAAGCUUUGAUUAAUUCUGCACUCGUGUUCUGGUCAUUUUUUUUUUUAAACUAAACAGCAUUUAAGCAGCGUGCAAAGAAAGUACUGUCCGAUAGCCCGGGGCUAGUGGAUUUUGCUAUCGGGCUAGUGAAUUCUGUUUUUUACUUGCCCGACGGGCAAGUGAUGUUUUAUGAGGAAUUUGAAUAACAGAAGAACAAAACGUUUUUGGGGCUAGUUGAAAUGACGUCUGGGCUAGUAAAUGCUAGCUUCAGCUUGCCCGAAGGGCAAGCUGUUAAAAUGAUGUUAUUUGCACCCUGAUUUAAGGCAAUACUUUGCUUUAAAAAAUCUUUAUAGAGGGGCAUCUCACAUCUGUAAUCGUCCGUAAUACCUGCAGGUUUUUCGAAGUAGUCACCCUUAUUGAAGAAAGGAAGAAAAAGAUAAGAUGUAAAGAGAGAAACACCUUCUAUAAAACAAUAAAUUGUCAUUUAGCGUUUACCUUUCACAGUAAGAAAUAAGGGUGACUUCAGAUAGAUGGUCAAGAAACAUAUUACCACGUCUCCUUAGUAAUUUCACUGCCUUUUUAAAGACAAAGUAUAAUAUUAUUAGGAAAUGCAAACCUGACUUACUUUCAGACAUCCUCGCAACGUUCACAAUAAAUAAUAUUAAGCAAAUAUACACCAUAAUAAAUGCAAAAUUUACUUUUCAAAUUCACAAUCUGCACAUUUCUUCUGUGGAAGGGACAUUUGAAAUUCAAAUCCAGCAUUGUGGUAGGGCAUUUGAACAGGUCUGUCUUAAAAAGUUCAGAUGCCCAGGGCUUGCUUGGGAAGAGGGGUGUUUUGAAGUUUUGAAAUGAUUGGUGCAUAAUAAGAAGUAUAUGCUAUAGCUAAGUAGCACCUCCCCCUCCCCCCUGGGGGAAUACUACUAUCAUCAAGUGCAGUGGUCAAGAGCACAGAGCCAAUUAUCAUUUAAAAGAAAAUAGUAUUGCUAGUUUUUUCGUUUCCCUUAUUAAUUACCUCAGAGUUAAGAUAUUGUCCUUUACAGAAGUUCGUUCAGACUUUUGUUUUUCUAAUCAUUUGCGUUUGACAUCAAAUCUAGCUAAGCUAUAGAAACAGUGGAAGAAACAAAGACUGAAAAUGAAAACCUUUACAACUGCGACAAAAUACAAAGGUGUUAUAUGCAAAUGCAUGAAUUUUUGAGAAGAGAGAGAAAUAAAAGCUUUUUUCUUCCAUUUCGGUAGUUUUCUUUUCCACAUUGUUUGUCUUCCGUUUUAGGUCUUGUACAUCUUCCUAAUCUAAUCGACUAACCUUCUUCUACGUGUUUGGCAGAUACUUCGCUGAGUUCAGAUUCUAUUGUAGCGAGCUUUUCUAAUUUUUUCAACACACGUUUAAGUUGCUGUCCUACGUCUUGCACGAUCUUAUUUGUAGUUUCAGGUUUCAGUUAUAUUUCUUGAGUUGAUUGACUACUAGUCUUGUGCAUGAAUGGGCAUUUUUCAAGGUUUCAUUCGAAUUUUUUAAAAAAAACUUAGAACCUGUGAGUUUAGAAUAUUUCGUUAUGUCACAGCUAAUAAAAGAAACGUAACACAAAAAACGUUCUCAUGUAAGCGGACCCCAUCCACACAAUUUAUCGUUUGUACAAGAAGGUAAUAGACUCACAAAUGAGUUUUUGCACUUGAUGUAAGGAUCCAAUAUUUCAUUCAGUAGUUUCUUAAUAUCUCUUACCUUUGUUCACAGCUCUAAUGUUUCUCUGGUCCUCGGUCAGCGUUAAUUUUGACACCUCUACGUGAAUCAGAUACCUGAAUCAGAAUCUCUUUCCGAUCCUGGCCUUCUUCCCUGGACUAAUGUCAAAAUACUUCGCUUUCUUUAACAAAUAAUCCUCAAUACUUUAGAAAAAAAUAUUUCUUCAACUGGAAACUUGGAUUAAUCCAGUUGCCAAGCAUUUAUUCAUAUACUAAUAGGUAUUGUAAAAUAUGUAGGAUACGCGUCUCAAAAACCUUUCUUAUCAACAAUUUAUUAUUCCUUGCAUAAAAUCAAAUUAACAAAAGUUGAGGUAUUUCAUUCUUCUGCCUGAAGCCGUUCCGUUUUUCACAUAUUGCACGACUUAUAUGUGGCGUCAGUUGAACUACUGCUUUAAAAGAUGAUGCGUUUACUAAGCUGAGGUAAAAUUAUAUAAAGCGGGACGAUUAAUUUACCAUUGUUCGUUCAUCACUGCCUACUUAUUAUAAAAUCCUUAAUUUUUCAAUGUCUCUCUUCAAUGUUCUCUUUUAGGAGACAUUGCUAUAUAACCCCUGCAUAUUUAUAGUGGGUAGCGCACGAAUCAAAACAGGUUUGUCUACCUGAAUAGGACGUAGGCGCUUUACCAAUAUACAGGGUCUGAAAUGGGAAGGUAAUACAUUUAUGGUGUCUGCUAGACUAGAAAACACUGGAGGCCAGUUAUUUAAACGGAGUUUAGGCAUUGUCUAACAAAACCGCGUUCUAAGCCAUUUUCAGUUUGCCCAAUGCUUUUAUCUUAACACCAUUUAUCAUGUAAAGUUUCAUAAAAGCAUAAGGCCUAGCCUGGAAAAGCACGCUUAUUUUCUUAAAAUAGAGAAAAUAACCCACUUUGGAAGAGAUUUGGAGGUCCAAAGAUUUGCUAAACCGCGGCCUAACUUAAACAUCGUUUAAAUAACUGACCCUCAAUGUUUCCAAGAUAGAACCAGCGAGUUCGGCGAAACACGGGAGUGACGGAAAAUCGCAUCAAGCUUCUUCCAAUCGUCCAGAUAGAAUGAGGGUGGAUAUGAGAACGGUACGAGACGACAAAUGCAGCGCCUAAAACAGGCUAGAGGAAAAGUGGGAUAAGGGUUAUUUGUUUAGGCUCUCGUGCUGUCCCAGUCGAGGCUAGUUCAGAAAAGGAAGACGUUAUAACCCUUAACACAAUUUUCUUUCUCUUUCCUGGUUUUAGAAAGAGCAACCCGUGAUCUGCGUUGCCCUCAAAAACAGGUCACAACUUCGACUGGCCAGCAAGCAACGCUUGGUUGCUACACUGCCCAAGCAAAUUCCUCAUCGCUUAAAUAUUCAUGGAAAAAGGACAAUGUCACUGUCACGUCGUCUUCACACAUAACGGUUUAUGCCAACAUGUUGUUUGUAAGGCCUGAAAAUGACACAGAUUUUGGAACAUACGAGUGUCACGAAGGAGUAUCUAAUACAAGUUGCAGUAUUUCACUGAGGUCUCGACGAGGUAAAACCAGUCAGCAGUUAAAUAUGUUUAUUAUUAGAAUAAAGCGAACUCAAUCGGGGCCACCGACGCUUUGAAAUAUAAAUUCUUCUCAUUCUUCUCUUAAUUUUGUCCUUUCCUCAACUUUUGUUUCGCACUAAAAAUAGCAGACUCCUUUGUAGCCAGCGAAGCUGGCAGGUUUUGUGGGGAGCGCAAACAAGAGGCGAAGCCGCGUGGGGAAUGGAGCAGCCCCCUCGCAGCCUCGCCACUAGCAAACGCUCGAAUAGAGCCGUCUCUCCUUGCUUUUUGUCGUCCCUGGCGGCGAGGAGCGAGAAAAGACGGCUUUAUUUGCAGGCUUCUCUCUCUUCCCUCCCCAACAAAUCCACUAGCUACACAGGCUCAUUCCUUUGUUUUUUAGCGUGACCUUUGAUUAAUGUAGCUUGGCCCUUGUAGAGAUCGCUGCGCUGUAAAACCAUUUUUGCUAUGAAUGAGAUGGCUACUUUAAACAUUGUCCCUCCCUGAUCCCUUUGUCCCCCUGGGUGCCUGCUUAUUCAAAUUUUGUCUUAUAAAACUGAUGCUUUUUUUUAAUUCGAGUUUUGAUCCUGAAAAACGGGCUUCUGUAUCAAGUACAAAUGUAGCCUGCAAGGCAUACGCGAAAGGAAGCGAGGAGGAAAAACAUCUUGCGCGCGAGAGCACGAGCGGUGCGCGACUCCUCGUUUCUUUUUUGCUUUCUUGCGCCCUGCCACGCAAGCUACUCUUGGGAAAUGUAAAACUCUGUCUGUUGGGUAUUGCAGAAAGUGAAGGAUACAUCAACGUGGUAACUGGAUGUGUGAAUCUGGCCGUUCUAAUGCCGGUUUUGGCAGUUAUGAUGGUUUCACUUCUUUUAAACGUUCAUUUUUUAAUCCAGUGGAGACGAAGACAGCGGUUUUUGCUCUCCGAAGAAGAGAUCUAUCAGUUACAUUUAGCGCGCGAAGCUACCGCAGUUGAUCACGAGGACCAGGAGGAAGAAAAUGUUGAAGUAAAGAAAAAGAAAUUUUUCGGCGGACGAUUUAAAAAGUGCAAGAAAGAAGGAGACAAAAACGGGAAGGAUCAUGAAAAUAUACAGGACAGCAGUAACCUGGAUAAGGACGAAGGAGAAGCAAUUGAAAUGCAAGAAAGCAAGGAUUUCUUGAACGCGCAGGACGGCUCGCGCGGUCUUGAUAUCCCACGAGAACAGGACAGCUCGUGGGAAAAGAAGAGGCCGUGGGAGCAUGAUGAUGAUGUCACGCGUGCUGAUGACAAUCAAGAGAUUCUACGCUUAGACGACAUUUUACGAGUGCAAGAGACAAGCACUCCCGUGCAAGACAGCAUGAACGAAUGGGAAAGCCCUCGCUCAAUUGACAGUGCGGGCACGAAAGGAAUACCACGUUUGGAGGAUAUCCUUCGCGAGCAGGACAGCAGCCUACCGACGCAAGACCACUCGCACGAGUUAGAUAGCCCUCGCACACAAGAGAGUCCACGCACAAAGGAAAUUCCUCGUUUGGAAGAAAUUUUUAGUGCAUCAGAAGGGGAAGCUAAAGAAAAUGUACACGAUGAAACAAGACCCGAUGUCUCUGGUGCACACCGCGGGUCAGGUAGUUUGCAGGCUCCUAGAAUAGCUGAAUUCUUCUUACCUAGUGAUGAAAGCGAUGCGGAGCCUCAAAGCGUGACGUCAGAAGAGCCUUUGGUGAGUCAUUAUAUGGAGAAAAUGGAUUUUGAAAAAGAAAAUGAAGAUGAACAUGGCGAAGAACCUCUUGUAAGUCAUUACAUGGAGAAAAUGGAUUUUGAAAAGGGAAACGAGGAUAAUGUUCAAGACCAAGAACCACUUGUGAGUUAUUAUAAGGAGAAGAUGGAUUUUGAAGAAUCGAAAAAUGAUGAGGAACCGGUCUUAAAAUGA
This is a messenger RNA of Porites lobata, 6566 nucleotides long. The record is from the annotation of a GenBank genome assembly. Lineage: Eukaryota; Metazoa; Cnidaria; Anthozoa; Scleractinia; Poritidae.